AUGGGGGGCAGCAAGGGCAAAGCGCCCCAGCGCCGGGAGGGACCCGGGCCGCCGGCCUCCGGGGAGCAGGGCUCGGGCUCCGCCAGCCGGGAACGCCGACAGGGUCGCGGCAAGGCCCGCAGGGCCAGGUCGGUCCUGGGGACCGCCACCCCGGGAAGCCGCGGGGCCCCCGGUGGCCGCCCGGAGCCCGCCGCGGAGGGAGGCGGCGGCGGCGGGCCGCCCGGGGCUGCGCCGCCAGCGGAGGCCCAGGAGGCCCAGCGGAGACCCGGCAGCGCGCGGCGUCGGGGACCCGGGUCCGACGACAGCCGCCAGCACCCGGACGGCCAAGGCGGGCGCCGGGAGGAGGAGCGUCUCCCCGGAGAAGGCAGGACCCGCGAACUCGGCCGCCGCCGGAAUGGAGGGCAAGGGCGGAGACCCCCGGCUGGGCAGGGCGCCGGGGAGCCCCGGGGCCCCGGGGGCGACGCGUCGGGCGGAGACGCGGGCAGCUCUUGCCCGGGCAGCGAAGCCCGCGAGGCCCAGGACGGCGACCGGCGGAGCAGCGGGGCCCCGGGGCUGCGGCCCAGGCCGGCGCAAGCGGACUCGAGCUCGGGAGCCGCGCACCCCGGGUGGGAGCCGGCGCCGGAACCCCGCGAGCGCGCCAGCAGCGACGGGCUCAUCCGCGACGACGGGGACAGCGCUGAGCCCCGGAGCCGGGAAGGGUCGUCGGGAGUGGGACGGAGGAAGGAGAGCGAGGAUUCCGGGGCAGACACGGAGUCGAGCCUGGAGGCGGCCGGGCCUGGAGGGGGCCCACGGGCAGCCCCAAGAUGGGCGAGCUGGGCCGCGGGAGCCGAAGAGACUGAGCCGGGCGAAAACGCCGCGGCCUCCAGCUCCCUCGAGGGCAGCCCCGCGUGCGUCCCCCGGAGCUCGCGGGCUUCUCGGGACCCCAGGCUGCCCCGGGACGCGAGAGACAACGAGGCGCGGCCCGGCGCUGAGCCGCAGGGCGCCGAGGCUGGAAGGGCCGACCCCUCGGCCGCCGCGACUCGGCGCCGCCAGGUCGGAAAGGUGGUGGCGAAGGUGCAAGAGGCGACCGGCGACAGCGAAUCUGGGGCUGGAGGAGAAGAGGGGCCCCGGGACCCAGCGCCGCUGGCCGCCCUCGUGGCGCUCCGCAGGCUCCGCGCAAGAGCGCCGCCGGCCCCGGCUCCCCAGGCCGCGGCCCCGGCUCCCGGCUGCACCGGCCUCAAGGAGCGGCUCCUGCGCGUCGUGCGCGCCCUGGGUCUCCUGCGGUGGCUGCGGCGCCGGCUGCAGGGGCCGCGGCGCCGUCUCGUGCUGCGCCUGGCGGGCGUAGCGGGCCUGGGGGGACGGCCCAGGGCUCCCCCUAGCGGCGGCUCGAGCUCCCCGCAGCUUGCGAAGAGCCCGGCUCCCGGGGACCCCUCGCAGGACGAGGACCGGACCCCGGAUCCCAAGUUCGCCGUCGUGUUCCCCAGGAUCCACAGGACUGGGAGGGCGUCGAGCAGCCGGAGCUCAGAGGACGCGUCCGCGGACGCCCCACCCGCGGAGGGGCACGUUCGGCCUUGUGCAGGAGCCUCGGGAGACAGUGAGGGGCGCGGGGCGAGUGGACAAAGUGGGGCCGGGUCCCCCCGAGGGUCUCUCCUCGACCCUCCUGCCCGCGACGAGCCCCCACUCGACGAGAGCGGCUCCAGCAGCGAGGCGGAGCCCGAGACCUUGGGGGCCGAGGCCCGGGUCCACUGGGCCCAGAGCUCAGAACCCCGCCAGGACCCCGGGCUUGGCGCCGACGCGCUGCUGCCCAGACUCACCUUGGAGACCCGCGUGCGGUGGGAGAGGAGCCCCGGCCCCUGCGGGUCCCCGAGGGAGCGGUGGGAGCCCGAGGACGAGACCGAGGAAGCGCUGGAGAGGGACCUGGAGCUGAGCGUGGGGCCCGGCCUGGAGCUGCCGCCCGCGCUGGACGCUGAGGGCAGGAGCCCUGGGGAAGGUCUGGAAGACACGGAGGACCUGGCUCUGCUGCGACCAGUGUGUAACAGCUCUGUGCUGCUGUGCCUCAAGAAGAGAUUUCAUCUGGGCCGAAUCUACACCUUUGGGGGGCCUCUUCUGCUCUCUCUGAACCCCCGCCGGCCCCUGCCUCUCUUUUCAGCUGAGGUCCUGGCCAGCUACCACCCCAAGAAGGCCCCUAACACCACCCCACACAUUUUGGCCAUCAUGGUAUCAGCCUAUAGCCUGUCGCAGAGCACCGGGCAGGGCACAUGCAUUCUCCUCAGGUGAACCCUGUUGGCUCCUCCCUCCUGCAGUGGGCACAGUGGCUCCGGGAAGACAGAAGCUGCCAAAAAGAUCGUUCAGUUCCUCAGCAGCCUGGCACAGGAGCAGACAAGGGACAGAAGACGUCAGCUGGAUGGCAUUCUGCUCCUGCUCAGCAGCUUUGGCCACGCCAAGACAGUCCUCAAUGCUAACGCCAGCCGCUUUGGCCAGGUCUUCUGCUUCUGCCUGCAGCAUGGGGUCAUCGUGGGAGCUUCUGUGUCACACUAUCUGCUUGAGACCUCAAGGGUGGUGUUUCAGGCCCAGGCUGAGCGGAGCUUCCAUGUGUUCUAUGAGAUGCUGGCAGGGCUAGACCCUGUGGAACGGGAGCAGCUCUCCCUCCAGGGGCCAGAGACCUACUACUACCUCAACCAGGGCCAGGCCUGCAGUCUCCAGGGUAAGGACGACGCCCAGGACUUCGAAGGACUGCACAAAGCCCUGCAGGUCAUAUGCCCCGAGGAGGUGACUGCCACCUGGGCCGUGCUGGCCGCCAUCCUGCACCUGGGCAACAUUUGCUUCUCCUCUUCAGAGCGGGGGUCCCAGGAGGUGGCUGCUGUGUCCAGCUGGGCCGAGAUCCACACAGCAGCCCGGCUACUGCUGGUGCCGCCUGAGCGCCUGGAGGGGGCUGUCACCAGGAGGGUCGUGGAGACACCCUAUGGCUGGGUCUGCAGAUCUCUGCCGAUGGAAAGCGCCAUUGAUGCCAGGGACGCCCUGGCCAAGGCCCUGUACUCACGGCUUUUCACCUGGCUUCUGAGGAGGACCAAUGCACAGCUGGCACCGCCCAGAGAGGGAGAGAGCAUGGACACCAUCACUGUCGUGGAUGUCUACGGCUUUGAGGCCCUGAGGGUGAACGGCCUGGAGCAGCUGUGUAAUAACCUUGCCAGCGAGCGCCUGCAGCUCUUCUCCAGCCAGAUGCUUCUGGCCCAGGAGGAGGAGGUGUGUCAGCGAGAGCUGCUGUCCUGGGUGCCCAUUCCCCAGCCCGUGCGGGAGACCUGCCUGGACCUCCUCAUAGACCAGCCUCACAGCCUCCUGAGUAUCCUGGAUGCCCAGACAUGGCUGUCACAGGCCACAGACCACACCUUCCUCCAGAAGUGCCACUAUCACCAUGGCAAUCACACCUGUUAUGCCAAACCCCAGCUGCCCCUUCCUAUCUUCACCGUGAGGCAUUACGCGGGGACCGUCACCUACCAGGUUCACAGGUUUGUAAACAGAAACCGGGAUCAUCUUGACCCUGCCGUGGCAGAAAUGCUUGCGCAGAGCCAGCUGCAGCUGGUGGGCAGCCUGUUCCAGGAAGCAGAGUCCCCAUCCUGGGGUGGGCCACGUAAACCCACACUGGCCUCCCGCUUCCAGCAUUCCCUAGAGGACCUCAUAGCCCGGCUGGGCAGGAGCUACGUCUAUCUCAUUCAGUGCCUCAACCCCAACCCGGGAAAGCUUCCAGACCUCUUUGACGUGGGACACGUGGCAGAGCAGCUGCACCAGGCGGGUGUCCUGGAGGCCGUGUACGCCCGAAGUGCCAACUUUCCUGUCCGCGUGGCCUUUCAGGCCUUCCUGGCCAGGUUCCGGGCCCUGGAGACAGAGGGGCAGGGAGAGUCCUCUGACCGCCAGAGGUGUGGUGCCAUCCUGAGCCAGGUGCUGGGGGCCGAGUCGCCCCUUUGGCAUCUUGGAACCACCCAGGUCCUGCUGCGGGAGCCCGGCUGGCAGCAGCUGCAGCAGCACUGGACCCGGCGACGCUCGCAGGCCCUGCUCACCUUGCACCGCAGCCUCCGCACCUGCAUCUCCUGCCAGCGCCUCAGCCGCCUCCUCCUGCCACGGAUGCAGGCUCGCGUGCGAGGGCUCCAGGCCAGGAAGCGGUACCUCCGGCGACAGGCGGCUCUGGGACAACUGAACACCGUCCUGCUGGUGGCCCGGCCUCUGCUCCGGAGGCGCCAGAGAUUGCAGCUUGGCCAUUGGCGUGGCUGGCGUAGCAGCAAAGCCUCCAAGAAAGUCCCAAGCAUGGAGCUGGGGUGCUUGGAGAUCCCGGCUGAGCUGGCCGUCAUGCUGAAGACAGCAGAAGGCCGGCAGCAUGCCUUGGCUGAGAGCAUCACCGAGUCCAUGCCCCCCGAAGUUCCUGCCCGGCCCCACCUGACCCUCCCGCCUGACAUCAACCAGUUCCUGUUCUCCAGCUUCAUCUCCACGAACUUUCUGGACCCAGUGCUGCCCAGCCCUGGACAGCCGCUGGCCAAGCCCCUGACCCGGCUGGAUGGUGAGAACCCUCAGCAUGCCCUGGACAUCAACAAGGUGAUGCUGCGGCUCCUGGGGGAUGGGUCCCUGGCCCCAUGGCAGGAGCAGACCAUGGGUGAAUACCUGGUGCGACAGGGUCAGCGCUGGCCAGGGCUGCGGGACGAGAUCUUCAGCCAACUUGUGGCCCAGAUCUGGCACAACCCGGACGAGCAGCAGAGCCAGCGCAGCUGGGCCCUCAUGGCCAUACUGCUGAGCGCCUUUCCCCCCAUGCCCACCCUACAGAAGCCACUGCUGAAAUUUGUGUCCGACCAGGCCCCCAGAGGCAUGGCAGCACUGUGCCAGCACAAGCUGCUGGGGGCCAUGGAACAGACGCAUCUGGCCCCCAGGAUGGCACGGGCCCACCCACCCACCCAACUCGAGUGGACAGCUGGCUGGCGGCGGGGCCGCAUGGCGCUGGACAUCUUUACCUUCAAUGAGGAGUGCUACUCCGCCGAGGUGGAGUCCUGGACCACGGGAGAGCAGUUCGCCGGGUGGAUUCUGCAGAGCAGAGGCCUAGAGCUGCCCCCCCGUGGCUGGUCCGUGUCACUGCACUCCGGGGACUCCUGGCAGGAUUUGGCUGGCUGUGACUUCGUGCUGGAUCUCAUUGGCCAGACUGAGGACCCAGGGGACCCAAUCAGUCCCCACAGCUACCCCAUUGCCCCUCAUGGCUUAGCUGAGGACAUCCCCCCUGCCCCUGGCAUCCAGGCCCCCUCACUGCCUCCAGGUCCACCUCCAGCCCCCACACUACCCAGCAGGAGCUACUCAGGUGAAUCUCGGGGCUCAGGGAACCUGGAUGGCUUCCUGGACCACCUCUUCCAGCCAGUUCUCUCCCCAAGCCACAGCGAUCUGGAGCAAGGCUGGGCUCUGAGCAGCCACAUGAAAGGAGGGGGUGCCAUCGGGCCCAUGCAGCAAGGCAGCUACCCCAUGGUUUACCCAGGGAUGGUGCAGAUGCCUGGAUACCAGCCAGCCAUGAUGCCUGCACCCAUGCCUAUGAUGCCAGCGAUGGGCGCGGUCCCUGCCAUGCCAGCUAUGGUGGUGCCACCACAGCCACAGCCGCAGCCACAGCCACAGCCCCUGCUUCCCAGUGUGGACCAGAGGCAGCUGGCCAUCCAGCAGCAGAACUUCAUCAACCAGCAGGCGCUGAUCCUGGCCCAGCAGAUGACCGCCCAGGCCAUGACCCUGUCGCUGGAGCAGCAGACACAGCAGCGCCGGCACCAGGCUCAGACCCAGGCCCAGGCCCAGGCCCAGGCCCCGGCCCCUGGAGCUGCCUCCACGAACUCACCCCCAGCCGUCGCCCCCAAGCCCAAGAAGCCCAUGGCCCCACAGGAGGAGCCAGAGCAUGAACCAGAAUUGGUGGGUGCUUGCCUGAGGGAGAUCUCACAGGAGGCCCAAGAGAAGCCCUGGCAGUCCAAGAGCUUCCGGCAGAAACAGGACUUUUUCCAGAAGAUGGGGCAGCAGCAGAUCAAGGUGAAGACAGUGAAGCCUCCACCCAAGAUACGGAUUCCCCAGGUGGAGGAGCAGAAUGAGGAGGAACAGGACGAAGAGGAAGCAAGAGCAGAGCCAUCCCCGCCACCUCCCCCCAUAGUAAAGAAGCCAGUGACGCAAAGUAAGGCCAAAGCUGCACAAGUGGCUGAGGCUAAGCCGGCGGCCCGGGGGGCGGGGCCUGCUGAUGCUCCUAAGCCCGAGUCCCGACAGCCGGCAGAGCCGAGCAGGGAGAUCCGGAACAUCAUCCGCAUGUACCAGAGCCGCCCAGGCCCUGUCCCUGUGCCAGUGCAGCCAUCCAGGAAGCCCUCAAAAAUGUUCCUGAAGAAAAACAACCCUAAGGAUGAGGCUCUGGCUAAGCUGGGGAUCAGCAACACCUAUGUCCCCAUAUCGAUGCCGUCCCCCAGCCCAGGAAAGGGCCUCCCACCAGCUGUGGCUCCUCGGCCCAAGGUCCCACCACAGCUGGGGCCUUCCACUUCCAUCAAGGAGAAGCUGGAUCCCUUUGGCCAGACCCCACCCUCUGCCCAGGCACCCCCGCCUCCACCAGCGCCCCCGCUGCCGCCGCCUGAGGCCCCGGACACACUUUCCCCUGGGCCCCGUGGCUUGAUGGGGCCCAUGGAGGACCAGGGAGUGUCCACCCAGCUGCUCCCGCCCUCUGGCAGCGUGUGCUUCUCCUAUGUCAGCACGUCCUGGAAGCUGUUCCUGCGCAAGGAGGUGUUCUACCCCCGGGAGAACUUCAGCCACCCCUACUGCCUCAGGCUCCUCUGUGAGCAGAUCCUGAAGGACACCUUUGCCAAGUCCUGCAUCCGGAUCACCGAGGAUGAGCGGAGCAAAAUGAAAGACCUGCUGGAAGACCUGGAGGUGGGCCUGGACUCGCUGGAUACCACCGAGGACAAUGUCAAGAAGCGCAUCGUGGUGGCCGCUAGGGACAACUGGGCCAAUUACUUCUCCCGAAUUUUCCCUGUCUCGGGUGAGAGCAGCAGUGAUGUGCAGCUGCUGGGCGUGUCCCACCGGGGGCUGAGACUGCUCAAGGUGACCAAAGUCCCCAGCUUCCACCUCAACCAGCUGAAGACCCUCUGCUCAUACAGCUAUGCUGAGCUGCUGGGCAUCGAGUGCCGGGGCAGCUCCACCCUGGAGCUGUCGCUGAAGAGCGAGCAGCUGGUGCUGCACACGGCGCGGGCGAGCGCCAUCAAGGCCAUGGUUGAGCUGUUCCUGCGUGAGCUCAGGAAGGACUCCGGCUAUGUCGUCGCCCUACGCAGCUACAUCACCGACGACCACAGCCUCCUGAGCUUCCACCGUGGGGACCUCAUCAAGCUGCUGCCAGUGGCCACCCUGGAGCCCGGCUGGCAGUUUGGCUCCACUGGCAGCCGCUCUGGGCUCUUCCCUGCCGACCUAGUUCAGCCAGCAGCGGCUCCAGACUUUUCCUUCUCGCCUGAGAGGAGCGGCCGGCACCAGAGUCAGCUGCAGCCCAGGGAGCCGGGGCUGGCUCCCUGGGACGGGGCCGUGGAGCGCCAUGUCCACCCCCGGAGCCAGGCACACAGUGAGGACUCCAUCGCCUACGCCUCCCUGUCCCCGGACUUCCACAGCUACACCAUGCAGGAAUUCGCCCUGUGCCACUUCCGGAAGCCCCAGGCCUUGCUGCACCAGACAGAUGGACUUGCUAAGGACAUGGCCAUGGCCAGCAUGGUACAGUACACCAAGGCUCCCAUUCAAGAAUCACUCAUCAGCCUCAGUGAUGAGGACACAAACAAGCAGGCUGUGGAAAGCUUCCGGGUUCUGAUGCAAUUUAUGGGGGACCAGCCUAAGCCCCGGGGCAAGAAUGACUUGGAGCUCCUUUAUGAGCUGCUGAAGCUAUGCCGGGAGGAGAACCUCAGGGAUGAGAUUUACUGCCAAGUCAUCAAGCAAGUCACCUGUCACCCUCAGCCGGAACACUGUACCCGUGGCUGGAACCUCCUCAGCCUCCUCACGGGCUGCUUCUCCCCGUCAGCCACGCUGAUGCCCUAUGUGACCAAGUUUCUGCAAAAUUCGGGCUCAAGCCAAGAGCUGGCCCGGAACAGCCAGGAGCACCUGCAGCGCACAGUCAAGUAUGGGGGGCGCCAGCGGCUGCCCUCCCCGGGCGAAAUUCAGGCCUUCCUGAAAGGGCAAGGAAUGCGCUCCCUUCUAAUUCACCUGCCAGGGGGUGUGGACUACAGAACUACUAUCCAGACUUUCACGGUGGCGGCAGAAGUGCUGGAAGACCUGUGUCGGCAAAUGGGCAUCACAGACCCUCAGGAAAUGCAAGAAUUUGCCCUAUUCCUCAUCAAAAAGGAAGGCGAGCUGGUGCGGCCCCUGCUGCCCCACGAGUACCUCAACAGCGUGGUGGAGCAGGACACAAGCCUGCACAGCCGGCGGCUCAUCUGGGAGACCCCACUGCAUUUCGACAAUCCCACCUACAUCACCACCCACUACAAGCAGGUGCUGCGGGAUUACCUACAGGGGAAGCUGUUGGUCAACCCCCAGGCAGACACCCAACUCGCCAGGCUGGCUGCCCUGCAGCACUGCAGCCAGGACCAAGAGGACUACUCGGAGCAAGACAUGCUGAAUUACUUGCCAAAGCCGCUGCGAGGGCACGUGAACAUACCUAUCAUAAAGAAACUGAUAGACCAGGAGCUGAGGCAGCUGCAAGUCUACAACUCCCAGGAGGCACAGAUCAGCUUCAUUGAGGCUGUGAGUCAGCUGCCCCUCUUUGGCUACACUGUCUAUGUGGUGCUGCGGGUGAGUCAAAUGGCCCUGCCUGGACCCAGCCUCCUGGGACUGAACCACCAGCAUCUCAUCGUCAUGGACCCCUGCAGCCAGAAACAGUGCUGCUCCAUCACCCUGAAGGACCUGCACCGGCUCCACCUGCUAAGCCCCCUGGAGAGUGAGGGGCCCCCUGGCCUGGAACUCAACUAUGGCUCUGCCGACAACCCCCAGACCAUCUGGUUUGAGCUGCUGAAGGCCCAGGAACUGAUGCACACCAUCGUCUUCCUGACGGACAGAGGCCUUCCUUCCAAGUAGAGGCCGAGAGGAGUGGGGGAAGGGGUGAAACAAGGAAGGGGCCCCUCCCAGGUCCAAGUCUGACUGGGAAGGUCUCUCUUGGGUGCUGUCAAGCCGUUGGUUUGGACUUCCCCACUUGGCUGUUCUGGAACCUGCCACAGCUUCUGGCCCAUGUGGAGGCCACAAGGCAGGAGCUGCUACAAUGACGUCUACUGAGAAAGAGCAGCAGGAUCCCCCCUGGGGGGGGGGGCCCAGGUGGGCACUGCAGGGAACUCACUUGGGCAUCCAGUGCUGCCCAGGCUGGAGGGAUGCCCACCUGGCCCCAUGCUCAAUGUAAGCAUGAAUCCAGG
Nyctereutes procyonoides (raccoon dog) is the source of this 9392-nucleotide messenger RNA. It is a transcript of the gene MYO15B, whose product is annotated as myosin XVB. Gene Ontology annotation, cellular component: cytoskeleton; myosin complex. The record is from RefSeq and is a predicted model, not a curated record. Gene Ontology annotation, molecular function: ATP binding; cytoskeletal motor activity; protein binding. The transcript is spliced from 65 exons. NCBI's taxonomy places the organism in Eukaryota, Metazoa, Chordata, Mammalia, Carnivora, Canidae.